ACUAUGGAGUUUGUCUGCCGGUAUUCCUGAUUAAGAGCUUGUGUUUUCAAAGUUAUUGACUCGAUCGCAUUAGGAAGACCGUGGGUAAUAAAUACUCUAUACUCAAUGAACCUUAUAUUAAAAAGUUGGCCGCGCUAGCUGUUAUCUAAUAGUUUAUGGAGUCUUCAAAGGCUGAUUUUAAUACAAUUUCCUGCAGUCAUUCUGAAUUCAAGGAACACGAACUUCUGGGAAAGUUUUGUAAGAACUGUGGUCUUAUUUUAGAUCAAAAAGAACUAGAAAGCAAAAUUGAAAAUGAAACUUUUUUUACGGGAAGGACUAAAGAUUCAAUCUUCAACAAAGACUGGAAAAAUCACAAAACCAUUGAAAACUUGGCUGUCCUGUUAAACAUUAAUAGUAAAAAAAUAAUGCUUAGAAGUCGCUAUAUAAUGUCGGAGCUUAUGUCAACUAAAACCCUACCUGCUCGCUUAGCAAGUGGAAAUACAGCGGAAAUCGUAGCAGCUUGUUGUUUGCAGUUCGCAUGCCUUGAAAACAAUAUUUUUCUUGAUAACAAAGAGCUUGCUGGAGCUGCUGACUGCGACUUUUCUAAAUUAGUUUCUGCUUUAAAAUUUCUUCGAAAAUUAUUGUAUAAACUUAAUAUUGCCCCGCAAAUAGCAAAAAAAAUUGACAUAAGUGUUAGAGCGAGAUCAAUAGUAGAAGCUCUGUCGGAGUCGUUAAAAAGAGAUUUCGCCAUUAAGAAUUAUAGAAUUCUUCAAGAUAUAUGCGAUUUAGCAAACUUGGCAAAAGCCCAUUACAUGUUUGAAGGUGUUAGCGACAACCAGCUCCUGGCAGUAUGCAUUACUGUAGCUCUACAACUUCUCGGAGUGGAUUAUGCCUGUGCCAGACGACUUUCUUGCGAACGGCUAAACAUUUCGUUUCGGUCGCUAACGACCAAGGUCAAGCAUUAUUACCAGUCGCUAGUGAAGUUGUUAGAAAAACAUUCUUUCGCUUGUGCCCUGGCUCCCCCGCUUUUAAGUGUAAAGGGUUUGCCUAAAAAUAAUGUAUUUUUAUUGGAUGUUAAAGCUGCCUUGAACCACUACAAAGAAUGCCCAACAAAGGACGAGCUCCUAACAGACCCUGAGUAUCAUUGCCUUUUAAACACUAUAGUUGCAACGAACACUAAGGCGUCAAGUAAGGAGCUGGAUAAAAAAAGAAAUUUUGCCGACAACUCCCAGAAAGCACCACACAAAAGUGACCACGCGAGUUUGGUGGAGUCCAGCAGUGAGAAUCAGCAGCGUCUGUUGAAGGUCGCCCAGUACAAGGAGUGCGUCCAGAACCGGAGAUCCCCGGAGUUAGCCCUUGAUGCCGAGGACCUCGUGGUCCUUAAGCUUGUGCUCUACGGCCUUGAGGAUCUAAUUUGUAUCGGCCAAUGGGAGGAAGGCAAAGAUUUAAUCCAACAGUUGUACCGAAAAAAAUAGAACUCCG
This is a messenger RNA of Zophobas morio, 1461 nucleotides long. RefSeq lists its product as uncharacterized. The record is from RefSeq and is a predicted model, not a curated record. The coding region runs from base 156 to 1454 and encodes 432 amino acids. Lineage: Eukaryota; Metazoa; Arthropoda; Insecta; Coleoptera; Tenebrionidae. The transcript has 10 exons.